Messenger RNA from Pseudovirgaria hyperparasitica, 756 nucleotides. RefSeq lists its product as uncharacterized. The record is from RefSeq and is a predicted model, not a curated record. The coding region runs from base 10 to 756 and encodes 248 amino acids. The transcript is spliced from 2 exons. Lineage: Eukaryota; Fungi; Ascomycota; Dothideomycetes; Acrospermales; Acrospermaceae.
UGGUCUCGUAUGGAAGCUUAUAGUAACGAUCAAGACAUGCAACAUCUCCUUCAAACUCUUUUCAUGAUUUGGGAUAUACAGUCAAUCUAUUUCAAGACGGUUUUGAAUACAAUGGAGCACAUAGGAACGGCAACAGAAGUCGAAUCGGAGCCAGAUCAAGGACAAAUAGUAACGCGUAUCUUCUGCGACCGCGAUGAACGAUGGCAACAUCUCCUUGAUGGUCGACCGAGAACGGAUGGGAAGCCGAACAUACGCAAAUGGAGAGAUACGACACCUCAGUUCACAUACCAACAUGAGGGGACCCUAUUCCACCGAUUCAUCAUACCUACAGAGCCGGAGUGUAGAAUACAGAGAGACUCGCGGGAGGCAGUAAAAACGUCCGCUGUCACAUAUAUUAGUAUGGAUGGGCAAUAUAGUACCAUAACCAUCUGCGAUCCAUACGGUCAACAAAGAGUUACGACGCUAAAGCAGAGAGGGAGCUUAUUCCCUCUUAAACCUAUGCUUAGAGACCGUCAGACCUCGCCAUUAGAUACGUUCUUAAGCCUAAUAAUAUUCAUUGAGUUCUUGAAGACACCGGAGCUUAGACCGUUCUUUGCAAUGCUUACACUCCUGGGAGACUUUCGCAUAAAGCUUCAAGAGGGUGCACCGAGUGGGUACAUGGGUCAGUUAACUUGGACACGUGAUUAUCACCCAGGAGCCCCUUGGCCACCACUGCCCCCCAAAUAUACGCCAAGGAAUAGACCUGCAUCUCGUUAA